AUGUAUAAUGACGAUGAAAUUCAAAAUAAUAAUCAUGGGUCCAAACAAACUGUACAUACGUUAAAAGGCCGUUUUAAUGAAGAAGCUCAACGACUCGUCAAAUGUGGAAAUAUAGAAGAAAAUACGAAAAAUACAACGAAAAUAGCUCCGACUUACAAAGAGUCCCAGAUAAUUCAGUCAAUUGAUCAAAAAAAUGAUAAGGGUGUUGAUAUCGCGGAUUUAGAAAUGAAAGUGUUAGCUGAAAUGUUAAAAGAUUUUGAAGACCACCCCUUACGACUUGAGGGUGAACCCGAAAAAAUUGUUUACAACAAUACAGAUUCACAUCCAAACGAUUACGUAGUGGAUAAAACUAAUAAGCAGUUUGAAUUUGAAUCUUUAUUAAUUAAAAACGAAGCUGCAAACAUGUUCAGAUAUACAGAUGAUGAAGACGAUGAUGAUGAUAAUGAGGAUAGUAAUAAUACGAUAUCCAAUGUAAAAAAUAAUACCCGAAGAGUACAUCCUUACGAUUUAAACCAGGCACAAAUUCCACGAAACUAUUUAAAUCCAUUUGAAAACCCACCACAGCGAUCUCAGAUCCAAUCGCCUGUCACGAAUGUGGAUUUAAAUCGUAAGGUUGUGAAAGCAAAUAACCCAAAUAAUCUAAAUAAUCCAAAUACUCUAAAUAAUCUCAAUAAUUUAAAUUACAAUUACAAUCCCAAACCAAUAUUAAGCGACGUGAACAAGGAAAUAUCCCCAUUAAAUGUUGCUCGUGAAACAACAACAAUUUCUAAUGAUAUAGCAAGUGAGUACAAAAGUAAUACAUUAAAGCAAGACAUAGGUGAUAUGGAUAUAGAUUUAUUCAGCCAUUUAAAUCACAAAUUUUCAUCUGAGGAGUUAAGAAAUAUCACAGGUGAUCCAACUAAAGGUUUUGGUAUUUCAGACAUGGUCAGGUCGAAUUUGAUGCUAAUCGAUCACCCCCGAGUUUGUUAUGCUUGUAGUAGCACAGUUAGCCCUUCAUGCUGGUCUCCGGAUAGAAGAACUCCAACAAAGUAUUGCCGACAGGACCAUAACGCAUGUUUGACGAAAGUCUACCGACAUAAAGGUAUAUCUUUUAUUAUUCGAGACUGUGGUAACGCCUGCUUGAACAACAAUUUAGCUGAAUACGGCAUUCGAUACAAAUCUUGUACAAUUUGCCACUCCGAUUUAUGCAACGGUGCUUACUCUGUACAAAUUUACGCACGGAAUAUUAUAGUUGUGCUUAUAAUAUCAUUGUUUUUCAAA
Molecule: messenger RNA, 1260 nt
Organism: Zerene cesonia (dogface butterfly)
Lineage: Eukaryota; Metazoa; Arthropoda; Insecta; Lepidoptera; Pieridae
Product: glycosyltransferase-like protein gnt13
Exons: 2
Source: RefSeq, a predicted model, not a curated record